Hyalella azteca is the source of this 1206-nucleotide messenger RNA. Its product is annotated as keratin, type I cytoskeletal 9-like. The transcript is spliced from 3 exons. Lineage: Eukaryota; Metazoa; Arthropoda; Malacostraca; Amphipoda; Hyalellidae. Bases 151 to 1206 code for a protein of 351 amino acids. The record is from RefSeq and is a predicted model, not a curated record.
CCUCAUGAAACGCACUAAUUAGUACCAAGAGGAAUCAUCAAGUACCAAUUUGUGAAGAACUUUACACUUAACAGCACCAGUGUACCAAGUAGCCUCAUUCGAGGACCACCUAAAACGUACUUAGCACCCUGCGGAUCACCUGUGAAAAAGAUGUUGUUGGGCCGCUAUGUGAGCAUAGCACCGCUAUGUUGGGUGCUCAUGUCGGCCAUGUUGCCAUGUGCCACACAUGCGCUGGUGCUGGGGGCAGCUGGAGUGCUGGGCUCCCUGGGGCUGCUGGGAGCUCUGGGCCUGGCGAUCAAGAAGAAGUAUUACAACAACGACGACUAUAACAACGGCAAGAACUUCCGCUACUUCAAAGGCUUCUACAUCAACGCUAAUAGCGGUGGCAACCACCACAACCAUGACCACUACGAGGACCAUCAUAACCACCAUGAUGGUUAUGGUGAUGGUGGUUACGGCGUACCAUCCUACGGUGGACACGGUAGUUCAUACGGUGGACACGGCAGUUUUUACGGUGGACACGGCAGUUCAUACGGUGGACACGGCAGUUCUUAUACUGGUUACGGUAAUUCACACGGUGGAUACGGUAGUUCACAUGGUGGUUACGGUAAUUCACAUGGUGGAUAUGGCAGUUCUCAUGGCGGUCAUGGUAGUUCUUACGGCGGCGGUCACGGUGGCGGAUACCACGGUUACCACGGUUUCGGUAACGGCUUUCACCCGUCACCGUUGUCACCCGGUACCGGCAUCAUCACCCCUGACGGCAGCAACACGAACUCUAUCUUCCCCAACCCCAGAACCCCAUUGGGUUUCGGCGGGAUCAACCCCGGUCUCGGAAACCCGCUCUACAACACUGGUAUCUUGAACCCUGGCAUCGGAAACCCUGGUUUCGGGUCCACAGGGAUCAUCACUCCGGCUGUCGGGACCUCCGGGUUCGGGACCGUCGGUUCACCGGUCCCGAUAGUCGACGCCGCAUCGAACGCUCGUCGACAAGAACCAAGUAUCGGUUCAGGUACACCCCCACCCGGGGUUCUUCCCCUCGAAACUCCAGCAAUUGAACCCAUAAAGCUGACCUCGACCCCCACCAACGCCCACCAGGACUUCCCCCCUUUCACGCAGGACCGGCCCACCCCCCGAGAGGGGACGUUGGGGGACAUCACCCCUGGGCGCGUCAGGAGGCGACGGCAAACUCAAGUAUUUUUACUUUAA